Molecule: messenger RNA, 1837 nt
Organism: Hipposideros armiger (great roundleaf bat)
Lineage: Eukaryota; Metazoa; Chordata; Mammalia; Chiroptera; Hipposideridae
Gene: ZNF394
Product: zinc finger protein 394
Exons: 3
Coding region: 175-1833 (552 amino acids)
Biological process (GO): regulation of transcription by RNA polymerase II
Molecular function (GO): DNA-binding transcription factor activity, RNA polymerase II-specific; RNA polymerase II cis-regulatory region sequence-specific DNA binding
Source: RefSeq, a predicted model, not a curated record
CGCCUUUUUGUCACUAGACGAGGUGGGUCCUAAGUGGCACAGUUGCGGAUAGGAGGAGUCCCGGAGGGGGCAGCUGCUUGGGGAGGGCCCAUGAGUUUCUUGGAUUUUUGCAGGGCCUGCUCUCUUCUCACCUGAAGGCAAAACUUCAGGAGAGUCGACAGGUGCCAGAGAAAGAUGAAUUCGAUCUUCAGCACAAGUCAAGGCAGCGACGCCGAGGCGGGGGCCUGGAGGGUGGCUGGGGGGCCCAGGAUCACCGCUCCGCCCCUGCGUGAUGGACUUUUGAUAGUUAAAGUGGAGGAAGAUUCACCCGGGGGUCAGGAGUCCGGCCCGCCAGGGGACUGUUGGGAUUCCGAAACUUGUCGGGAACAUUUUAGGCGGUUCCGUUACCAGGAGGUGGCCGGACCCGAAGAGGCGCUCAGCCGGCUCAGGGAACUUUGUCGUCGGUGGCUGAGGCCUGAGGUGCACUCGAAGGAGCAGAUCUUAGAGCUGUUGGUGCUGGAGCAGUUCCUGACCAUCCUGCCUCCCGAGCUCCAGGCCUGGGUGCGGAAGCACUGCCCCGAGAGCGGGGAGAAGGCUGCAGCGGUAGUGCGGUCUUUUCAGAGAGCGCUUGGUGAGACCUCACCCCAGGGUUUGGUGAAGGUCAAGGAUGUGGCUGUGUCUCUAACCUGGAAGGAGUGGGAGAAUCUAGACCCAGUUGAGAGGGACUUCUACAGGGAGAGCACACCGAAGGACUAUGGGAACACAGUCCCGCCAAGUUUGGAAACCAGAACUGAGAACAAAGAGUUGAUUCCAAAGCAAGAAAUUCUAGAAGUAGAGCCACAGGGGCAGCUACAGGAGGGAUCCCAGGGGACAGCUGCCCUGUUUUCCAAGUGUGGCGAUACACAUGAGGAGAGGGUAGAAAAGCAACCAGGAACCCCCUCAUCACUGAAACUUGAACAUUCUCCUGAAGAGCAAGGACUCACCAGCACCUCAGAUCUCAUGAAUGGUUACACAGAAGGGGGAGACUCCAAAAAUAAUGACUUUGGGAAUAAUGGCAGAAGUUCAAAUUUUGUUCUUUGUCAGAAUAGCCUGACAGCAGAGAGAUCCAUUAAUGGUGACGAAUGCGGCAUCAAGUGCAAACAGAGUCUGGAUCUGGUGAAACUUCCAGUGGUGAAACCUCACAGAUCUGUUGACACCGAGGAAAACUUCCAUAGUUUAGGCCUCUUUGAGACCCAGAGGCAGAUCCGUGAAGAAAGACCUUAUAAAUGUGGUAACUGUGAGAAGAGUUUCAAACAGCGUUCUGACCUCUUUAAACACCAGAGAAUCCACACUGGGGAGAAACCCUAUGAAUGCCAAGAAUGCGGGAAGAGCUUCAGUCAGAGUGCUGCCCUGAUUAAACAUCAGCGGACACAUACAGGGGAAAAGCCAUACACAUGUCCCAAAUGUGGGGACAGCUUCAGACAGAGCUCACAUCUCAAUCGGCAUCAAAGAAUCCACAUAGGAGAGAAAUACUAUAAAUGUAACGAAUGUGGGGAAAUCUGCCGCAUUUCCAACCGUUUUAGACAUCAGAGAAUCCAUAAAGGGGAGAGACCCUAUACAUGUGAAGAAUGUGAGAAGAGCUUCAAACGGUGCUCUGACCUCUCUAAACAUCAGAGAAUCCACACUGGGGAGAAGCCUUAUGGAUGUUCUGUCUGUGGGAAACGCUUCAGUCAGAGUGCAACCCUCAUUACACACCAGAGAACUCACACUGGAGAAAAACCUUAUAAAUGUCUUGAAUGUGGGGAAAGCUUUAGACAGAGUCCACACCUUAUCCGACACCAAAGGAUCCAUAGAAAUAAAGUCCCAUCAUUUUGACAUG